AUGCCUUUGGGAAUUAAUAACCCACUUCCCUCGUCGAUGAGGAGCGAGUGCAGGAAAGCUGGCAAGAUCCUCACCUCAUUCGUCGAUCCCAGGCAAGCCUUUGGACCCGAUAAGAUUAUCCCCCCGAGAUCCUCGCUGGCGCAAAGGUAUUUCUUGGGUCUAGCUAUUCUUUCCGUCCUCAAGGCAGGCUUCCUCGGAUCUGGUCGAUUUGGCUCCGGCAUUGUGGUUGCUCGACUUGCCGAUGGCUCCUGGUCUGCGCCAUCUGCGAUUGCCACUGCGGGCGCAGGGUUCGGAGGACAGAUUGGAUUUGAACUGACCGACUUUGUAUUCAUUCUGAACGACGCCGCUGCCGUCCGUAGCUUUUCGCAAGCCGGCAGUAUCACAUUAGGAGGAAACGUGUCGAUUGCAGCUGGCCCUGUAGGUCGAAACGCCGAGGCCGCUGGUGCGGCUAGCACAAAAGGUGUGGCAGCUGUCUUUUCAUACUCCAAAACCAAGGGGUUAUUUGCCGGCGUCAGUUUGGAAGGCAGCGUCCUGGUUGAACGGAAAGAUGCGAAUGCAAAGCUUUAUAAUGGAAGUAUCACUGCCCGUCAGCUUCUGUCAGGCUCGGUACCGUCUCCACCGGCCGCCGAACCUCUGAUGCAGGUCCUCAAUUCUCGCAUCUUCUCGGGAAAAUUCCAGAGCCGCGAUGGGAUGUAUAACGAUAUUCCGGUCUACGACAAUUCCCAUGACGAUGUCGUCUGGGAAGGUCGCACAGGCUCGGCGUACGGCGAGGGACAAAGGAGAGAACGAGGUGGCUCACAGUCUACUUAUGACGACUCCUCUGAUUAUCGUGGUGGUGGGACUCGCCGUACAACAACCUGGCACGAUAACGUCUAUGACCGACAAGGCCCUGACUCCCUGAACCGCUCCGCCACAACAAGAACUAGGGGAUAUAAUGACGACGAAUUUUACAGUGACCGGUCACGGCCGACUCGUCCUACGGCUCCCAAACCUGUCUUCGGACAGCGCACAGGAGCCAGCGCCGGUCUACGCGAGGACCAGGCAAUUGCUCUAUUUACAUUUGACGCGGAUCAGGAUGGAGAUCUAGGCUUUAAGAAAGGAGAAGUUAUCACGAUACUCAAGCGAACCGACAAAGCAGAAGAUUGGUGGACUGGCCGAAUUGGGGAACGCACUGGCAUUUUUCCCAGCAAUUACGUCGACCCUGUCACCAAGUGAGAUUUGUUCUAGAAUGUAUGUAUUUCUUGUACAUUCUUGGUUUUGCUAUGAUGCCAUGAAAGCAUAUUCUUUCCGUAUACCAAUUUCAGUGUUGAUGUUGAUGCAAAUCCGUGGCCGCGAAAAUUGAAAUGAUUCAUGAGUAUUCUGCUCGGG
This is a messenger RNA of Talaromyces proteolyticus, 1368 nucleotides long. RefSeq lists its product as uncharacterized. The coding region runs from base 1 to 1215 and encodes 404 amino acids. Gene Ontology annotation, biological process: actin cortical patch localization; actin filament bundle assembly. Gene Ontology annotation, cellular component: actin cortical patch. Gene Ontology annotation, molecular function: phosphatidylinositol binding; actin filament binding. Lineage: Eukaryota; Fungi; Ascomycota; Eurotiomycetes; Eurotiales; Trichocomaceae. The record is from RefSeq and is a predicted model, not a curated record. The transcript has 4 exons.